Dalotia coriaria is the source of this 2684-nucleotide messenger RNA. RefSeq names its product Runt related B (gene RunxB). Gene Ontology annotation, biological process: regulation of DNA-templated transcription. Gene Ontology annotation, molecular function: DNA-binding transcription factor activity, RNA polymerase II-specific; RNA polymerase II cis-regulatory region sequence-specific DNA binding; ATP binding. The transcript has 5 exons. Gene Ontology annotation, cellular component: nucleus. Bases 696 to 2153 code for a protein of 485 amino acids. The record is from RefSeq and is a predicted model, not a curated record. NCBI's taxonomy places the organism in Eukaryota, Metazoa, Arthropoda, Insecta, Coleoptera, Staphylinidae.
CUCUUGGUUUCGCGCGAAACUUCCUCCGCUCCGAGCCGUCGCAGACAACUUUUGACCGCUAAUUCGCCACCGACAUCAUCAUGCUUGUUGAUUAACAAUCCACUCACGGAUAUCUAUUUAUUUAUAAAAAUCAAUUGACGGCGGAGCACAGCGCAGCACGAAGAAAACUCGGAACGUGUGCGUCGCACGCCGGAAAAGUUAAAAAGUGAAAAUUCUUUGGUGUUUGUUUAGUGGAAGACUUUAAGUGUGCGCUGCGUAACAGCACGUCGCAUCGUGUUCGCGUUUGGCAUUCGGCAACCGCCGCCGCAUGAUGUCCCAGACGCCCGGCGAAGAAUAAGUAAAAAGAAGUCGAGGGAACAUUCGUCAAAUUGUCGCUUUGAUUUCCGUCAGAAUCGUGCGCGCGAAAAUAAAGAAGAAAAAUCGUCCGCGCCGGCGACAUCAGAUCAAAAGACUUUUGUGGUCCAUUGGUUUCGCGUUACGACUCGACAUUCUUCAGCAGCGCUCAAACCAACCCCAAGUCUCCCGAACGAUUUUUUAAGUGCGUGUGGUACGUAAGUGUUUUUCGACUUUUUCGCGGAACGCUGAGCAUUGGAAUAUGUGAUUUUCCACGCGCUCAAAGUGUUCAAACAAUUUCGGGCACACUUGUCGCGCUUUUGUAACGGCAUCGCAGCAAAAACACGUCUGAUUCAAGAACUAUGCAUCUGGCUAGUGAAGUAAGUUCGACGACGGGCGGUCAUUACGAUCGCAACAAUUUCAGCGGUUUGACAACCGAAAUGUUAGCGGAGCGCACCUUGGACGGCCUGUUGUCCGAGCAUCCCGGCGAGUUAGUACGCACGGGCAGUCCACAUGUGGUGUGUACCGUAUUGCCGCCUCAUUGGCGGUCCAACAAGACACUGCCGGUGGCGUUCAAGGUAGUUGCACUCGGCGAUGUUGGCGACGGUACACUGGUCACGGUACGCGCCGGAAACGAUGAGAAUUACUGCGCAGAGCUGAGGAACUGCACGGCGGUGAUGAAGAACCAAAUCGCCAAAUUCAACGAUCUGCGCUUCGUUGGUCGCAGCGGACGAGGCAAAAGUUUCACGCUCACGAUUAUAAUGGCCACGUCGCCGCCGCAAGUUUGCACCUACAACAAGGCGAUUAAGGUGACGGUGGACGGACCACGAGAACCGCGCUCGAAGACGCGGCAGACCUUUCACCACUUUCCGUUUGGGCCGCGCUCCUUUGGUCCGGACCCACUUACUGGUGGCCUGCCCUUCAAACUUAGCGGCAUUGCCCACCAUCUCGCUGGACUGCCGGGCCAUCAUCCCGAUUGGGCGAUGUUGGGAGCUCGACACCCGUACCCCGGUGGUCCGUUUGUGGCACAUCACCAUCCGCAUUUUCCACCGCACAUGUUCGCCGCAUUAGAUCGCCCCGUCAACACUUCUCCGAGGAUAGCCAACGAACCUAGCUCGACCUCCCUGGGCCCCAUAUCUAUCAACUGCAGUACGGCGCAUAGCACCACCUCACCAAAAUCAUCACCCACACAAGUGGGCCUCCUAACAACAGCACCUCUCUCACCUGCUGAAGACGACAUCUCCGUGACGGCAUCACCCACACCCUCACCACAACCCCCACCAGCAUUUCCAGGUGUUGCUCCACCACUCCACGGAAACCAUCUUUUCAACAACGCACUCGCGGCGAGUCUAUUCCUCAACGCACCUCUACUACCACCGCCAGGGCAAUGGCUCUACUCCCAGUUCUACCCACAGGAACUAUCCACGUGGAUGAGUCUACGGCAUCCACUAGCGCGCAGCUCUUCACCACAGAACCCCGACAGCUCCGGCAACAUGGAACUCGACGUGGACGAUUCAACAAGUAACGAAAAUAAACCCGACGACGCAAAGACCACGCCGGCUGCCAACGCCAGCACGAAUCCAUCCAGCAAGCGGGAGGAGAAACCCUCGACGCAUGAGAAACCCGCAUCGCACAGCCAGCCGUCGAGCGUCGAGCUGGUCCCCGCGCGGAGGUCCAGAGAAGAGGGUGUCAAUCUCACGAUACACCGGGGUCGCAAGGCGCCGCUGACGUUAAUUAAACACAAAGACGAGGUGACGUCGUCUGAAAAGAACUCCAGAGGUAACAAUGGCCGCCAGGUAGACGUGUGGAGACCUUACUGAAGCUUCCCGAUCACGCCUCAGGCGGUUCGGCAGGCAUUGUCAGUGUGAAAUUCAGCGAGACAGUGAUUUAUGAUUCCGUACGCAACGCGACAGUGUGCGGAGAGUAAAAAUAAAAAAUGAGAAAAGAAAAAUCUUUGAAAAAUAAUGAACUUUACCGUCCCGUUACUUAAUGACUUUUCAUUAUUAUUACUAACGUAAUUACCUAACGAUACCGAUAAGUGUAUAUUAUGUAAUAAUAAAUGUGCGUUACUUUGCCGGAAGAAGAAAAAGAAGAAGAAUCAAUUCGAAUCCAUUUUCAACUUUUCAUCGACGAUUAAUUCCAAUCGAAGUACUUAAAUUAUAAUUAUAAUUAUAGAUGUAUGUCUAAUAGAUGUUAUGAUUAUAAUUAUAAUUCUAGAUUAAAGAUACACGUACGAUGGCUGUUCAUUAUUUCUAUUUGUAAUUAUUAACUCGUAUUUAAGUGAAUGAAUGCAGACACAGAUUUCGAUGUGCGCGUCUUUUCUCGAACGCGGCCAGCGUUCAAUAUCACGA